CGUACUACGUCAUUUCCUGAUAGUCUCACUUUCACUGACAUGCAAGCAUGGCGUCUGCUGGGAAUCCCAUAGUAUAUUUUGACGUAAAAAUUGGCGAUGAAGCUGGAGGUCGCAUAAUAUUUGAGCUAUUCAAGGACAAAGUCCCCAAAACUGCUGAAAAUUUUCGUGCUCUCUGUACGGGGGAAAAGGGAAAAGGAGCAUCUGGUGUGGAACUGCACUAUAAGGGAUGCAUCUUUCACAGAAUCAUCAAGGAAUUUAUGGUCCAAGGUGGAGACUUUACUAAUGGUGAUGGUACUGGUGGAGAAAGUAUUUAUGGAGCAAAAUUUGAGGAUGAAAACUUUGAACUGAAGCAUGACAGACCUGGAUUGUUAUCUAUGGCAAAUGCAGGUCCAAACACAAAUGGUUCUCAGUUUUUCAUUACUACUGUACCCACCCCACAUCUUGAUAACAAGCAUGUUGUAUUUGGUCAAGUAAUUGCUGGUAUGAACGUGGUGCGAGCAUUGGAGUAUGAAGAAACAGAUGGAGAACGACCAGUGAAGAAUUGUGUCAUUGAGGACUGCGGAGAAUUGCCUGCAGACUUUGACAUUUCUAGUUAUCAAAGAGCUGAUGAGACAGGAGACUGCUACCCAGAUUUUCCGGUGGAUAGUAAAAUAGAUUUUACAUCUACUUCUUGUAUAGAAGAGGUGAAGAAUUUGGUUCAGGAAGUGAAAACGUAUGGUAAUGACCUCUUCAAGGUGGGCAAGAUUGCACAAGCAAAGAAGAAAUAUCAGAAAGCUCUCAGGUAUCUCGAAAAACUACAGGACGAACAAGACUUCAAUGAAGAUGAACCAAAAACAUGGAAAAAGCUCCUUAUUCCAGUCACACUAAACUUGGCUGCAUGUAAUAUCAAACUGGAAAAAUAUGAUGAAGCAAUGGAAAACUGUAAUGAGGUUUUGGCUGCUGAUGCAACCAACAGUAAAGCCCUUUUCCGUAGUGGCCAGAUACACAGUGCAAAAAACAACUGGGAAGAGGCUUUGAAAUAUCUCCAGAAAGCUCUUGAAGCAAGCCCUGAUGAUAAAGGAAUCUUGCGGGAAAUUCAGAAAGUGAAGAAGACCUUGAAUGAUUAUAAGAACCAAGAAAAGAAAAUGUAUUCCAAAAUGUUUGCUUCUUGAUUACAAAGGGACGUGUGACUUCUUUUUAGGGUUUCAAAUUUUAAUAAUUUGAGUAUAUGUCCAAGUCUUCAUCAAUUUGUCUGCUAAACAUCUUCAUUUUUUUUUUUUUUUUAAUUCUCGUUUACAAAAACAAAUAAGAGGUUAGGUAUUAUUUUCACUUGGGAUCUUUUCAUCGACAUUUUCAUAAAAGGUGUAAAGUUUAUGUUUUAGAUGAGCAUAACUCGCGAAAUUUCCUCCCACAGAUCUCUUUAAUUGUAACGCUCCUAGUCAUAACAUCUCAUUAAUAGACUAUGCUGCCGAUCUCAAAUAAACUUUUUGGGAUAUG
Messenger RNA from Pomacea canaliculata, 1476 nucleotides. Its product is annotated as peptidyl-prolyl cis-trans isomerase D-like. Gene Ontology annotation, molecular function: protein binding; peptidyl-prolyl cis-trans isomerase activity. NCBI's taxonomy places the organism in Eukaryota, Metazoa, Mollusca, Gastropoda, Architaenioglossa, Ampullariidae. The record is from RefSeq and is a predicted model, not a curated record. Gene Ontology annotation, biological process: protein folding; protein peptidyl-prolyl isomerization.